CAAUAUUUGUCUAAUAAUUCCAACAUUUUUCUAAAAAUAUACUGGUUCACUUUAAAUUUAUUUUAAAAUAUAAACAAUAAUAUCAUAUAUUAAAAAUGUGUGACAAAAAUACCAAUGUCAAUUAUAUAGUGCGUGAAAUGAAAUUAUCCGAUUGCAGGGAAGUGCAUGAAAUCUUGGAGUCCGUCGGCUUUCCGACACAUAAACACCAAUCAGAAGUUAUUAUGAAUAUCGACCCCAACGGCCAGUAUGUGGCCCAGGAUAUAGACACCGGAAAACUGUUGGGAUACUUGUGUGGUGUAAGUGUGACUGAGGAUUUGGCCUACUUUGGUUCCUACAGUGUGCGACCAGAAUACCAGGGUCAGGGUAUUGGUAAAGCAUUGUGGGCUAAGACUAUCGAACACUUGGGCGACAGAAAUCUCGGACUUUUAUCGCAUAAACAAAAUACAUUUGAGUUUUACAGAGAUGUCCGUAAUUUUCGGUAUAUUUCCGACAGAUGUGUGAUUGUAAUGGCCGGUCCACUGACCCCUAACCCACAACUUAUUAAUAAUAUCGAUGGCAUCUCUUUGGUGACCAUCGAUGAACACAAUGUCCGCGAUGUCAUUGAAUACGACAAACACGUUAGCGGUUUAGACCGCAGUGUACUCAUUGAGAGCUUAUAUAAAAUCCCAGAAAAUAUUAAUCUACUAGCGAUUGACGACCAUGGUCAUGUGGUGGGUUAUUGUUUCAUACAUGAAACAAAUAUGAGGCUAUAUUCAGUUGAGCCCCUGGAAAUACAAGAAAUCUGGGAGUCCGUCGGCUUUCCGACACAUAAACACCAACCGGAAGUUAUUAUGAAUAUCGACCCCAACGCCCAGUAUGUGGCCCAGGAUAUAGACACCGGAAAACUGUUGGGAUACUUGUUUGGUGUUAAUGUGGCUGAGGAUUUAGCCUACCUUGGUUCCUACAGUGUGCGACCAGAAUACCAGGGUCAGGGUAUUGGUAAAGCAUUGUGGGCUAAGACUAUUGAACACUUGGGCGACAGAAAUCUCGGACUUGUAUCGUCUGAACAAAAUACAUUUGAGUUUUACAGAGAUGUCCGUAAUUUUCGGUAUAUUUCCGACAGACGUGUGAUUGUAAUGGCCGGUCCACUGACCCCUAACCCACAACUUAUUGAUAAUAUCGAUGGCAUCUCUUUGGUGACCAUCGAUGGACACAACGUCCGCGAUGUCAUUGAAUACGACAAACACGUUAGCGGUUUAGACCGCAGUGUACUCAUUGAGUUCUUUUAUAAAAUCCCAGAAACCAAACCAGAAAUUAACGUACAAGUGUUGGGACAGUAG
This is a messenger RNA of Oppiella nova, 1319 nucleotides long. The record is from the annotation of a GenBank genome assembly. Lineage: Eukaryota; Metazoa; Arthropoda; Arachnida; Sarcoptiformes; Oppiidae.